GUAUCACACCUUUUGUUUUCCACAUGUAUGGGAUAUAUAAGAAUGCAGUGACCUAUGAUGAUGUGCAUGUUAACUUCACCCCAGAAGAGUGGGCUUUGCUGGACCCUUCCCAGAAGAAUCUCUACAAGGAUGUGAUGCUGGAGACCUUCAGGAACCUCACUGCUAUUGGCUACAAUUGGGAAAGUCAUUAUAUUGAAGAGUAUUCUCAAAGUUCGAGAAGACGUGGAAGGUAA
This is a messenger RNA of Microtus ochrogaster (prairie vole), 233 nucleotides long. Its product is annotated as zinc finger protein 431-like. The transcript has 2 exons. Lineage: Eukaryota; Metazoa; Chordata; Mammalia; Rodentia; Cricetidae. The record is from RefSeq and is a predicted model, not a curated record. Bases 24 to 233 code for a protein of 69 amino acids.